Molecule: messenger RNA, 3372 nt
Organism: Brugia pahangi
Lineage: Eukaryota; Metazoa; Nematoda; Chromadorea; Rhabditida; Onchocercidae
Source: the annotation of a GenBank genome assembly
AUGUUUGAGCUAAGAAAGUAUGGUGGAGCCACACGUCAUUCCAUGAGCAUCAGCGUGGGUGAUGCUACCUUUAAUCGCUCAUUAGUAGCUAACCGUCAAUCGCAGUGGAAGAGUCAGAAGGUAUUCAUCGAUCGGAUAUAUCAGAUAUCCAACAAUUGUCAUCCUGGCAUCGGACUGGACCAAGCAGCUGCUGAACAUAUCCAAGAAAUCUUGAUAUGUUUAUUUUUUGAAUUACUGGAAUAUCAUCCACAGACAAUCGAGGACAUGGAACGAAAUAUGCGUACCACUUUGCCGGCAAGCAUGUUCCAUUGGGUUAUACAGUUUCAAAAUACUCCUGAAGCAUUACACAGAAUUCCACGGAAAAAACUUCAUGAUAAACGAAAUGCAAACUCGAAAAGCCUGAUGUCACUUUUGCACAUGUUGCAACCAAAACUGAAGGAAUUGCUGGGUUACAAAUUAGAUGAGGAGGUAAUGCUAUACUUGCUUUCCGUUAUCGAAUACAUUGCUGCAGAUAUACUAAAGUGGACUGGAAACUAUGUGAAAAAUAUAAGGAAAUGUGAUCCCACUAUUGGUUUGCAGAAUUUGAAAAUUGCGCUUAGUGCUGAUACAAGCUUGAUGGAGCUUACAGAAAUGUUGUACAAUGAAGAAGAGACAUCCACAGCCGGAAUAUUAAAUGAUAAUGUCGAAGAUAUUGUGCAAGAAAUGUCAUAUGAUGAGGCAUCACGCGAUUUCAAUCGUGAAGAAGCUCAAUAUCUUCGUGAUCUUAAUCUCAUCAUUCAUGUCUUUCGGCGUCGUUUUGAGACUGCUUUCGAGCAUGAUGCACACUGUCUUGAUGAAAUGUUUGGCAACAUUUUGGAAUUGCAUGAAUUAACAGUGAAGGUUCAGCGAAUGUUGGAAGAUGCAAUUGAAAUGUCUGAUACUCCAUGUGUAGGAGCUGGUUUAUGGGAACUUGCGGAAGCUCAUGAAUUUGAUGUUUAUAUCGCUUAUAUGGAUUUAUUCAAACAGUCGCUGACAACUGUAAUAGAAAAAGUGUUGAACGAUGCUAAAUAUGAACAUUUUUUCUUGCUGGAAGAUCGGACACACAGUAUAACUCCUGGGGGUGAAGCGUUUCGACUUGCUGUUAAAUACGUGCUUCCUUCUCUUCUCGAAAUUCCUGUUAUUCAUUUCUUUCGUUAUGUUGAAUUUACAAAUAUUUUAUGUCAUCUGGCACGACCGCCUGAUGAAAUCGAAGAUUUAAAAAGCACGAAAAGUUAUUUUAGCGGUCUUGCUGUAAAAAUGGAGUCACUAUGUCCUUUAUUUCUGAUUAAUCAUCUGAAAACGGAACAAAGCGUUCGUGCUUUGCCAGAAUCAAAUUGCUCACGUCAGAGACGAAGGAUCCAAGAAAUUCAGCGAAGCAUUGAAUUAUGGGAAGGGAAGGAAAUUGGUUACAAAUGUGCAGAAGUUAUUAGAGAAGGUGAUUUGUUACUGUUGCGAUCUGGACCACCAUCUUCUGUUGAUACGCUGAAAAAGAACAGGGGAAUAACUAUGCGUCAUACAUUUCUCUUCGAUCAUCUUUUGGUGCUUUGUAAAACAUUACGCUCUUCAAGGCCAGAGAAGCCACUUUAUAAAUUUAAGGAUAAAGUGCUUAUACGUAAAACUGAUAUAUUCGAUCUAAAAGAUACUGAAGAAUUUCAAAAUGCCUUUAAAAUUGUAUCGCGAUCGAUAACUCAUGAACGAGGAGACAACACUUCCUGGAUUUUGCUUUGUCGAACACCGGAAGAGAAAACUAGUUGGAUGUGUGAUUUAGUCAAAAUUCAGGCGAAAAGUUCAUUAGAUCGAAUGUUGGACGCAUCGUUGAAAGAAGAAGAAAAACGAGUUCCACUAAUUUUGCCGACAUCUGACCAGUAUAGGUUCGCUGAUCAAGACUGCGAUGAAAAUAUUGUGUUUGAAGAUUAUACAUCAAGUAGUGGGAUACCAGUCGUUAAGCAUGGAACUGUUCUAAAACUUGUUGAACGCUUAACUUAUCACUUAUACACGGAUUAUAAUUAUGUGCGUACUUUCCUGACCACUUAUCACUCAUUUUGCACAUCCUCAGAAUUGUUGCAGUUGCUCAUUGAACGUUUUCAAGUACCUAUUCCGCCACAACUCCAAAUAGCUGAAGCGAAUAGUAUAUCUAGUUUGGAGCCACGUGAGCUUUUAAAUGGUCCUUGUGCCGCAGCACAUUCUCAAGGUCUGAGGAUCCAAGUUUCUCCGACAGUGCUAAAUAGAAUUGAGCGAAGUUAUCAGCGAUUUCGCAAAGAAUAUCAGCAACCAAUACAGUGCAGAGUACUAAGUGUGAUUCGACAGUGGGUCAAUAACCACUGGUAUGAUUUCGAGCAUAAUCCCGUUUUGUUGCAAAACUUAUGUUCGUUUUUGGAAGAAACUGAUUCUCAUGGAAAAGUUAUCAAUCAGUACAAGAAAUGGUGUAAGAGCAUUAAGAAACGAGUUGAUAUAAUACCGUCGGCGACACAUAGUGGUUUAGAAAGUGAACCUUCCCCAGUGGCAACCACUUCGUAUGGUCCACAGAAACCGAAGAUUUUGUGGCAUAUUGCCGAGAAAGGAGCCAUCGAAACGUACGAUCUCUUGUCAUUACAUCCAAUUGAAAUUGGUCGACAGAUAACCCUGUUACAAUUUGACCUUUAUAAAGCUAUUAAACCCAUCGAAUUGGUUGGUUCAGCAUGGACGAAAAGGGAUAAAGAUCUUAGAAGUCCACAAUUGCUUAAGCUCAUCGAUCAUAGUACUAUGUUAACUUAUUGGGUUGCUCGCUCUAUUGUGGAAACUUGUUCAUUGGACGAGCGAGUAUAUAUGUUCUCACGAGUGCUAGAAAUAAUGUCCGUUUUCGAAGAACUCAACAAUUUCACUGGACUCGUUGCUUUAUAUUCUGCUCUGAAUAGUAGCUCUGUAUAUCGGCUUAAGGCAUGUUGGGAGAGAAUUGAUCGGGAAAAGCAAGUAUGGUAUGAAAAAUUCAAGAAACUGUGCAAUCCGCACUGGAAAGAAAUGAUUGAACGAUUGAAAAGUAUAAAUCCGCCUUGUGUCCCAUUUUUUGGUCAUUAUCUUUCCAAAAUCUUUUUUUACGAGGAAGGGAACAGUACAUUUGUACAGAGCGAAGAUCUCACUCAUGAGCAGAUUAGUGCUGAUGGUAACACAUCAGUUGUGGGUGCAACAGGUCGUAAAGUAAUGGUGUCUUUUGUGAAAUGUCGUCGGAUAGCAUCAAUUAUCAGUGAUAUCCAAAUGUAUCAGAAUGAAUCGUAUGCAUUGGAAGUGGAGCCAAGCAUAAGGGUAUCAGUUACUGCCAACGCGGAUUUAAACGAAUCAAUUGAACCAGUAGCAGUUGUGGUAGGAAGCGCCCUCUGA